CAUCAACACAGUGCGUCAUCAACUUUUCAGAAAGUUUACAAACAACACGUGUGUAAAUUAAAUCGAUUGUUUUCUUGUUUUUGGAUAGAUCUAGUUAAUGAUAAUUAAAUAUGGAUGAGGAGUUAGAGGAGCUGGAGAGUUUGUUUUCCGAACAUUUUGGGCGGACCCCGAGUGCUACCCCAUGUGUCUCACAGAUGAGUGAUUACAGUGAUGAAGAGGAAAGUGAUUUUGAUGAACAUAUUGAGUUGGGCCGUGUAGCAGAUGUUGACCAAAGAGUAAGGCAGUAUCUGGAUAGUUUACCAGCUAGCCAUUCGGAUGAAAGUGAGGAAUCUAGCAACGAGAACGAUGAAAAUAGGACAUCGCCAUCGUUGGCUCAAGCUGACCCGGAUUUGAUUAGGGUAAGACAAUUUAAGUCAGUUGGUUGUGGUUGCCAAAGAAACUGUCAUGCCUGUUUUGAAAUAGAUGAGUUGCACGGACACAUUCUAAAUAUUAGAGAAAUGGAAAAACAAGAUAAGGAAAUGUGCAUAAUGGCAACAUUGGCUGAUAGCAGAGGCAAAGAAAACACAAAGAAAGGGAGGAAACGUGUUAGAUUUAGACAUGACUUCAAAUUCCAAGGCAAGUUUGUGUGUAGAAAGACUUUUAUGCUUGUUUUUGACAUUGGAAAACACAGUCUACAGAACAUUAUGACACAUGUAAAUAAGAAUGGUGUUGCUCCAAGGAUACACGGAAAUACUGGAAGGAAAACGACAAAAUCACUCGUUUUUGAGGACAUUAAAAGAUUGGUUCAGUUUGUAUCUAAUUAUGCAGAUGACUAUGGUAUGCCACAGCCUGCAGCACCACGAGGUGGCGACAAUAUAGCACCAAUUUAUCUUACAAGUGAAACAACAAAGAUGAAUUUACAUGAAAAAUAUGUGAACAUGUGCGCGCAGUUAGUUGAACUUUCUAAUAGAUGAAAACGAAACUAUUGGGAAAGAUGGAACGUCAACACAUGGGCCGAAUGCAGUUAUAUCCGUGAUAGAUUAUGCCAUGAAUUCGUACAGUACUGGGGAAACAAAGUGUGCCAUACAUGCUGAUAAUUGUCCAGGUGAGAUUGUUUUACAUAUCAGUACGCGAAUAUCGGUAAUAAUAAAACAAUAUUAAAGGAAUAAACGCAUUUAAAUCUAUGUGAAGAAAAAGUUUUUAACCACAUUUCAAUAAACAGUAGAGCUACAGUUUUCAAUGAUUCACUUAGGUCUUAUAAAGCUAUACUAAUUAGAUUGAUAAUCCUUUAUUCACGUACAGUGGCACAGAGGUGACAUAGAUGUUUUUUAUAUUA
This is a messenger RNA of Mercenaria mercenaria, 1315 nucleotides long. RefSeq lists its product as uncharacterized. The record is from RefSeq and is a predicted model, not a curated record. NCBI's taxonomy places the organism in Eukaryota, Metazoa, Mollusca, Bivalvia, Venerida, Veneridae. Bases 111 to 953 code for a protein of 280 amino acids. The transcript has 2 exons.